This is a messenger RNA of Fomitopsis serialis, 459 nucleotides long. RefSeq lists its product as uncharacterized. The record is from RefSeq and is a predicted model, not a curated record. The annotation marks the transcript as partial. NCBI's taxonomy places the organism in Eukaryota, Fungi, Basidiomycota, Agaricomycetes, Polyporales, Fomitopsidaceae. The transcript has a single exon.
AUGUUCUUGCAUUUCUUUGUGAGUGUCGACGAGUCUGGGCGGCACAUUGGCUGGGCGGCUGCCUCGCUCAAAACUGCUCAGGCAUGGGAGCAAGGUCCGCACCAGGCGCGGAAGCUUCGAGAAUGGACGCGCAACUUCAUGGAAGACCAUCAUUGCUUACCGUUUACGCCCGAGGCAACAUGGAAGACGUCUCUUUUGGAGAAGCCUGAUCUGAAAGAGGCAAUCAGCGAGCACCUCCAAAGCAUCGGCAAAUAUGUACGUGCCAUGGACAUCGUCGAGUACAUGGCAAGGCCAGAUGUUCUUGUCACAUAUGGCCUAACCAAGCCGAUAGGCCUCUCGACAGCACAGACGUGGAUGCACGCACUCGAUUAUCGCUGGACGAAGGAUCCAUCGGGUCAAUACAUCGACGGGCACGAGCGCGCAGAUGUUGUGGAGUACCGAGAUAAGGUGUUCCUGCCC